This is a messenger RNA of Pseudovirgaria hyperparasitica, 669 nucleotides long. RefSeq lists its product as uncharacterized. The record is from RefSeq and is a predicted model, not a curated record. NCBI's taxonomy places the organism in Eukaryota, Fungi, Ascomycota, Dothideomycetes, Acrospermales, Acrospermaceae. The transcript is spliced from 2 exons. The coding region runs from base 1 to 669 and encodes 222 amino acids.
AUGACAAACACCGGAGAUAGUCCGCUCUCAAUCACUGGCUCCAUUGUCGGCAUCGUCGCAUUGGUGCUGUCCGUUUCUACCAUCAUUCAGGCUGUCUACAUCUAUGCCAGUGCUUAUCGGGCUGCACCCGCCGAGCUGAAGAGAUACACCUCUUCCGUCUCCAACACCAUGGAUGAGCGUUCUUACAGACUCAGGAGUGGGCAUAUCCCAGGUCCAAUCAACCUAGCCUUGGGUGGUAACGCCAAAUACGAUAAUGCUCGGUGGACUGAGAUGUUGGAGGAGUACUACGAAGCUCACCUAGAGCUUGAGGACGAGCUCCAUAAGAUCAAACAUAGAGGCCGAAAUAUAGACUCUCUGAUCAAUUGGAACCGCAUUCUGUGGCUGUUCCGGAAGAAGGACUUGGAUGAGUCUGUCCAACGCGUGGAGACAUUGAGAUCUCGAAAGAUGGCUGUCUGUCUGAAUGCGUUGCUUGCAGAUGUAUCGAGUAUGAAAGAAACCCUGAAUCGUAUUGAAGCUAGAAUACCACAGGGUCCACUUCGCCUCCCCGUCGCACGACCUCCAGAGGAACCCGAGCACGACUCUCUGGCAAGACCAUUGAACCUGUAUGCAAGCUCGGUGCUGGGAGAGUCUGUGACUGAUAUAGUUCGAACAUCACUCGAUUCCAGAUGA